This is a messenger RNA of Penicillium canescens, 1575 nucleotides long. Its product is annotated as Endochitinase B1. Bases 1 to 1575 code for a protein of 524 amino acids. Gene Ontology annotation, molecular function: chitinase activity; chitin binding. NCBI's taxonomy places the organism in Eukaryota, Fungi, Ascomycota, Eurotiomycetes, Eurotiales, Aspergillaceae. The transcript has 3 exons. Gene Ontology annotation, cellular component: extracellular region. Gene Ontology annotation, biological process: chitin catabolic process; carbohydrate metabolic process. The record is from RefSeq and is a predicted model, not a curated record.
AUGGGAAGCCGUCCAUCCUGCCUCUCUUUAUCGGAGACGGUUGUGGGCGCUGUAGUAUGGGGCCUUCAAUUAGCAGAACAUGGAAUUCAAACGCCGCUCCGGGUUGACCUGAGUCAUGAAGUGCUUCAAGCGCUGUCUGGAGACGCCUGUCACGCUGGCCACGUAGAGAUUUCCUGGGAGUUUUUUGAUGAGCUUGUCUAUGAGUUUGAUGCGGGUACCCCAAGCAAUGCUGAGAUUGCCACCGCUGAGUUUUCUCCUUCGUCCGGGACUCCGACAUGGAUGGCGGCAGGCUCAUCCGCUAGCUAUGCUCCUGGCCCAUGCAUAACCUGUGUGGAAAACGAGUGGAAAUGCGGUGGUAAUGUGCUUGAGCAGCGCAUCGGCAGUACCUGGGGCCCGCGUGUUACUUGUGCGGAUAUCUACGGAGCCAACUACUUCAUCACCGAUGUUCCAGCAGAGAACUUGACCCAUCUUGUCUUUGCUUUCGCCAACGUCAACACUACUACUGGCAACGAUAUUGAGUACACUUGGGCGGAUCUCCAGUAUGCGUACCCUGGAGAUAAUACCAGUGCUUCGGGAGAAAAUGUAUAUGGGAAUAUCAAGCAGAUGUUCCUGUUGAAGAAGAAGCACCGCCAUCUCAAAACGAUGCUCUCCAUCGGUGGCUGGAGCUACCGCGAGAAUUUUCCCCCUAUGCUUGCAUCUAGCACCAAGCGGCAGAACUUCGUUGAUACGGCCGUCCAAUUUGUCGCAGAUCUCGGCUUCGAUGGAAUUGAUAUCGAUUAUGAGUACGUCGCAGACCACAGCCAAGCGGCGCAGAUGGUCGAUUUGCUUAGGCGUCUGCGCCAGAGUCUGGACCAACUGGCAGAGAAGACAGACGCUACAUCCCCAUUCCAGAUCAGCUAUGCCUCUCCAGCGGACAAGGACAAGGCUGUCAUGUUAGACCUCACUAGCAUGACCCCGUAUCUCGAUUUCUACACUGUUAUGGCUUUGGACUAUAUGGGACCCGGAUUCAGCAAUUACUCUGGCUACUUGUCAAACUUGUUCCCGGAAGUCCGCAAUCCACGUGCAACUGAUUAUGAUACAAACUCGAGCCUUGAUUUUUACAUGUUUAACGGUCAGGUUCCACCCAACAAGAUCGUUCUGGAGAACCCGCUGUACGGUCGUGUCUUCAAUGGCACUAAUGGCGUGGGCGAUAAGUUCUCCAAUGGCGGCACACAGGGCAGCCUUGGUACCGCUGGGCUUUGGAAUUACAACGCGCUUCCCCUACCAAAAUUCGACGCAAAGGUUGUCAACAUUCCCCGUGUCGGCGGAAGCUACAGCUACGACGCCAAGCAGAAAUACCUGAUUAGCUAUGAUACUCCUGAGAUAGCCGCCCUCAAGGCUGAGUAUGUCCAGUGUUUGGGUCUUGCUGGCACCGCCUGGUGGGAAGUUAGCAUGGACCGGAAUGAUACUCUGAGUCUCAUCGGAACCACUGUCUCUCUGUUUGGAGGCGCUGGCGCUUUGGAUCAGUCUCUUAACAACUUGAACUAUCCCACCAGCACAUAUGUUAACCUGAAGGAUGGCUUCACUAGCAAUUAA